CUCGCAUACGCUUUGCACCGACUGUCUAAACAAUCUUGUCCAUCCACGGAUAAAUUCAGCAAAAAGGAUAAAUUCAUACAUGAAUGUCUGAUGAGAGGAUUACAUACAUGAGCAAGUUAGAGGUUGUAUAUUCCAGUAUCAAAGUUUUGCGAUCUUUCGAAUGUCAUCUUAACGCUGAGAAAAUUCCGAUGCGCAUAAUGCAGCUAUUUUACCUCGUGCUCGUGAUUCUAGCUCCGCUCAUGCUUGUGGAAGCAGCACCAGUAUCAAAAGUACCACCAGCACCAGAAGGCGAUGUGGUUCCGCAAAAGAUUCAUUUCAGUUGGCCAGGCAUUACUAUCAACUGGAAGGGUUGAUUGCAGAGUGGAACAUAAAAGGACAAAGACAACAAUUUUCACUAAUUUAGAUUAUUCUGUUGUACGGAACAGAAAAAAAGUAAAUAUUUUUGGAAAU
Molecule: messenger RNA, 450 nt
Organism: Cylicocyclus nassatus
Lineage: Eukaryota; Metazoa; Nematoda; Chromadorea; Rhabditida; Strongylidae
Source: the annotation of a GenBank genome assembly